Magallana angulata is the source of this 8311-nucleotide messenger RNA. RefSeq names its product multiple epidermal growth factor-like domains protein 11. Lineage: Eukaryota; Metazoa; Mollusca; Bivalvia; Ostreida; Ostreidae. Gene Ontology annotation, molecular function: scavenger receptor activity. The record is from RefSeq and is a predicted model, not a curated record. Bases 76 to 4410 code for a protein of 1444 amino acids. The transcript is spliced from 35 exons.
GCUUGAUGUUUUCUAUCGGUUAUUUUUGUUGGACAAUCUAGCAAUCUAAUUUGACUAAAUCGACAAGACACUACCAUGGUGUCCCUUUUCGGCCACUCUGUGUAUCACUUCGGUGUCCUCACUGUGUGGUUCUGUUUGCUGGCAGUCUCCCAGGCGGCGUAUUUUAAUGUCGCCCUAAACAAGCCAGCGUACCAACAGUACCAAUACCAGCCAGGUGACGACAGGUAUGACGCCAGUAACGCUGUGGACGGACGUAAAUCAGACCUGAGUUUGGGUGGAGGUCAAUGUGCUGGAUCACAGUCCAGACAAACCGCCACCUGGUGGGUGAACCUGAACACUAUCCAAAGCAUCCGAAACAUCACCAUCUACUUCAGGACGGACAAUGAUCUACAGGACUUUUAUGGUAGGUGGUCAAGAGACCUCCUUGGAUUCUCGGUGUACGUCUCCAACACAACAGACAGACUACAGGGAACACUGUGUUACAAGGACGAUAACUUUACAGCACUCACCAUACCUGCUGUCUUCACCACCACCUGUCCUGUUCAUGGACAGUACGUCAUCUACUACAACGAGAGACUACCAGGAGUUACCUACCCUAGAGGGUACACUAAAAUUGUUAACAGUAACCUCUGUGAAGUGGAGGUGUAUGGAUGUCCUGGAGGGUUUUACGGGGCUAAAUGCUCUAUCGCCUGUCCAGAUACCAAUUGUUAUUGUCACUUAGAGACGGGCACCUGUAUGGGCUGCAAACCUGGGUAUCAAGGUUACCUGUGUAAAUUAGCGUGUGGUCGAGGAUAUUAUGGUGCAGAGUGUCAACAAGUAUGUGGACACUGCCGUGACCUAUCUCAUUGCGUCCACACUAACGGGUCAUGUUCAACUGGAUGCGUCGCUGGUUAUAGUGGAGAAAUGUGUACAUCGCAUUGCCCAUACGGAUUCUUUGGACAAGAUUGUGCUAACAGAUGUAACGACACCUGUGAUGGUUGUAACAGAUUCAAUGGUUCUUGUGACUCUGGGUGUAACCCCGGAUGGCAGGGAUAUGACUGUCAAGAUACUUGUGUAAAAGGAUCAUUUGGUGAUAACUGCAUUGGGACAUGUGGAUAUUGUCGUGAUGUAGACAAGUGUUCCAAUAUCAAUGGGAAAUGUUUGACUGGAUGUGAUGCUGGUUAUAAAGGAGAUUUAUGUAAAACUCCUUGUUCAUAUGGAUUCUUUGGAAACGAUUGCGCUGACAGAUGUAACGACACCUGUGAUGGUUGUAACAGAUUCAAUGGUUCUUGUGAUUAUGGCUGUAACCCAGGAUGGCAAGGACAUGACUGCCAAGAUGCAUGCGACGCUGGAUUUUAUGGUGCAAGCUGUAGUGAAACAUGUGGUAGGUGCCGUGACGAAAGACAGUGCGUUCAUACCAAUGGGACAUGCUUAACCGGAUGUGAUGCUGGUUAUAAAGGCGAUGUGUGUAAAACACCUUGCGGGCGCGGAUUUUUUGGAGAAAACUGCAUUAAUGAAUGUAUCAAAGCAUGUGAUGAUUGCAAUGAUGUCAAUGGUCAGUGUGAUUCUGGAUGCUUCCCAGGAUGGGCGGGAUAUUUCUGCCAAAAUGUUAAUGUCGCCCUCAACAAACCAGCGUACAUGCUGAACCCAUACCUAGGUUACGACAGAUAUUACGCAAGUAACGCUGUGGACGGACGUAAAUCAGACCUGAGUCCGGGUGGAGGUCAAUGUGCUGUAUCACAGCCCAGACAAACCGCCACCUGGUGGGUGAACCUGAACACUAUCCACAGCAUCCACCACAUCACCAUCUACUUCCUGACGAACAAUGAUCUACAGGUUUUUUAUGGUUUGACAUCAAAAUACUUCCUUGGAUUCUCGGUGUAUGUCUCCAACACAACAGACAGGCUACAGGGAACACUGUGUUACAAGGACGAUAACUUUACAAUAUUCACCAUACCUUCUGUCUUCACCACCACCUGCCCUGUACAUGGACAGUACGUCAUCUACUACAACGAGAGACUACCAGGGGUUAUCUACCCUAGAGGGUACUCUACAAAUGUCUUCAGUUACCUCUGUGAAGUGGAGGUGUAUGGAUGUCCUGGAGGAUUUUACGGGGCUAACUGUUCUACUGCCUGUCCAGAUACCAAUUGUUACUGUCACUUAGAGACGGGCACCUGUCAGGGCUGCAAACCUGGGUAUCAAGGUUACCUGUGUAAAUUAGCUUGUGACAAAGGCUGGUAUGGUCGCGAAUGCAGUGAGAGUUGUGGACAAUGCCGUGACGUCGACAGAUGCCUCAACACUAAUGGAACAUGCCUGACUGGAUGUAGCGCUGGUUAUAGGGGACACAGGUGUCGCACACGAUGUCCUAAAUUGUUUUGGGGAGAGAAUUGUGUUAAGAAUUGUCCUGACAAAUGUAACGGUUGCAACAAUAUAAAUGGUUUAUGUGAUUUUGGAUGUGUCCCGGGCUGGAAUGGAUAUCUCUGCAAUGAAGCGUGUGGUCGAGGAUAUUAUGGUGCCGAGUGUCAACAAGAAUGUGGAUACUGUCGUGACCUAUCUCAGUGCUUCCACACUAACGGGUCAUGUUUAACUGGAUGCGACGCUGGUUAUAAUGGAGAACUGUGUACAUCUCCUUGCCCAUACGGAUUCUUUGGACUGGAUUGUUCUGACAGAUGUAACGACACCUGUGAUGGUUGUAACAGAUUCAAUGGUUCUUGUGAUUCUGGCUGUAACCCCGGAUGGCAGGGAUAUGACUGUCAAGAUACUUGUGAAAAAGGAUCAUUUGGUGAUAACUGCAAUGAGACAUGUGGACACUGUCGUGACAUAGACAAGUGUUCCAAUAUCAACGGGACAUGUUUAACUGGAUGUGCUGCAGGUUAUAAAGGAGAUGUAUGCAAAACGCCUUGUCCAUAUGGAUUAUUUGGAAACGAUUGCGCAGACAAAUGUAACGACUCCUGUGAUGGUUGUAACAGAUUCAACGGUUCAUGUGAUUCUGGCUGUAACCCAGGAUGGCAAGGACAUGACUGCGUAGAUGCUUGCGAUAAAGGGUCAUUUGGUGAAAAGUGCAAUGAAACAUGCGGACACUGUCGUGACAUUAUAAAGUGUUCCAAUAUCAACGGAACAUGUUUAACUGGAUGUGAUGCUGGUUAUCAGGGAGAUUUAUGUAUAACACAAUGUGACAAAGGAUCCUUUGGAUUUGACUGCAAUGAAACAUGCGGACGCUGCCGUGAUCUAAACCAAUGCUUCUAUAUUAAUGGAACAUGCCUAACCGGAUGUAUUGCUGGCUUUCAAGGGGAUUUGUGUAAAACACCGUGCCAGCACGGGUUCUUUGGAGAAAACUGCUUCUAUAGAUGUCUCGAUAACUGUGCAGGUUGUAAUGAUGUAACUGGUAGGUGUGAAAAUGGAUGUCUCGAAGGGUAUUCAGGAUACUUCUGCGAAAACGCAUGCCCGUAUGGAUUGUUUGGACAAAAUUGUACUAAAGAAUGUAACGACACAUGUACCGGCUGCAACAAUGUGAAUGGUCUGUGUGACAGAGGAUGUCAUCCAGGCUGGAAGGGAGACUACUGUGAUAUAGCAUGCGACGCUGGAUUUUAUGGUGCAAGCUGUAGUGAAACAUGUGGCAGGUGCCGUGACGAAAGCCAGUGCGUUCAUACCAAUGGGACAUGCUUAACCGGAUGUGAUGCUGGCUAUAAAGGCGAUGUGUGUAAAACACCUUGCGGGCGCGGAUUUUAUGGAGAAAACUGCAUUAAUGAAUGUAUCAAAACAUGCGAUGAUUGCAAUGAUGCCAAUGGUCAGUGUGAUUAUGGAUGCCUCCCAGGAUGGAAAGGAUAUUUCUGCCAAAAACCUUGUCCAUAUGGAUUCUUUGGCCAAGAUUGCAAUGAAAAAUGUAAAAACAAAUGUACGGGCUGCAACAAUGUGAAUGGUGAGUGCGACAGAGGAUGUCAUCCAGGCUGGAAGGGAGACAACUGUGAUAUAGCUUGCGACAGUGGAUCGUAUGGUGCAAACUGCAGCAAUACAUGUGGACAAUGUCGUGAUAAAAGUAAAUGCGUUCAUACAAAUGGGACAUGCUUAACUGGGUGUGAUGCUGGUUAUGUAGGCGAGACGUGCAAAAGAAGUUUGUGCUUUGAAGGGUGUCCCUCUGGACUGUCGGGAAGAUUCUGCAAUGAAAUUUCCUGCUAUGAUGGAUGUCCCUCUGGACUGUCCGGGAGAUUCUGCAAUGAAAGUAAUGUAGAUUUUGUUUGGAUAACUCUAAUAAUUAAUUGUGUAAAUUGGGUUACGAUAAAUUACCUUUGGUAUAAUAUGACUGAAUUGUCUUACCGCUGUCUUCCAAUUAUUGAAAUAGCAUUGUUCAAAAAAGGCCACCGAGUUACGAACUUGGUAACUCACGUGAUCAAGUUAUGUUACAAUUUCACAUUUUUCAAAAAUAUUUUGUAAUUGUAAAAAUUGAGACUAAAAUACCGACCUUUUUCGCGUCUGGUAGAGUAAGACAAUAACUUUAAAAGAAAAAAACCAAUUUGUACAUUAUCAAUACAGUCAAAACUGCCGUAGCGGUCACCCCUAUUAAGCAGUUACCUUUCGUAUGCGGUCAUUUUAUUUCCUCCCGAUGAAAAAUCCUAUAUAAUUGCCCUCUAAAGAGCGGUCACCUGUCUAACUCGGUCAGCGGUCAUCGUAUUUUGAUCCUAAACUGUACAGUCGACAUGCAUUAGGCGGCCAUUUUGGCCGGUCACAUGAUUUACACCCGUGGAUUUUAAACAUGGCUUCCGAAUGUCGGGUAUAAAUGUAAACAAUAAAUUGAGGCGAGAGAAUCCAAAUUAAUCGAUGUAUUUAUAAUACAUAAUUGGUAGAUCAGAUAUGAAUGGGAAUCAAGUGAAUUGUUUAAACAAGUAUUUAAACAAUAUGGUUGUUUUAUAAACAUGAAUGAGAUACAGGUGUCAAAAAUGUCCGCGGCGAGGCAAGAGAAAAUUGCUUGAUUUUAUGAUAUGAUUUUGAGUUCAGAUACGGUCGGUUAAAAUCGUAAUUGUUGAUUUGUAUUAAAGGUGUUUGUUUUCUAUACAUACGGUACUCAUGAAAAUAGUGUUAGUGUUAUAAUUGUGAAAAUGUCGGCGACAAGGUUUUACCACGUAAUGACUUUUUUGAAUAAUUUAAAGAAAUAUAAAAAUUGCAUGCACAUGCAAUGCAUUGUAAUGUAUUUCUACUUAUUUGUAAAUAUAAUAGAUACUAUAAAAACAUCAAAUCAAAUACUUUAUCUAUCAUUUUGAUACAUUAUGCUAAAUAUCAAGUAUAUAAUUGAAAAAAAACCUGAAUAAUUGUUCUAAAAAUGGAUUUGAUGUUGGCAAAUUCACAAGUCUCUAUUCAAAGGUCACCUCUGUUAAGAGGUCACUUUGGGUGCCUCCCGCAGGUGACGGCUUAAUACAAGUUUGACUGUAUUUCUAAUUUAUGAUAUUAUUAUUGAUUUUCUUCCCGAACAGCUGUCCUUGUUAUCUUACAGAUAUACCGUACCUAAUACUAAAACAUGUCAUUUUUUUCUAAUCGGGACAAUAAUAUUACAGAUGUUAUAAUAUAUGGUAAAUGUAUGUAACAACAUGGUAAGAAGGGUUCACUUGUUGAUACUUAUACUCCCUAGACAGUAUAUUUUUACAUGCACGCUAGAAGCAUGUUCAAUAUUUUUGCAUACACAUUACAAAUUUGAAAACAAUCAUAUCAAGGACAACAAUCGUGGAAAUUUUCAUUACCGCACAAACGCGACAAUCAAAUGCAUAUGAACAAUUUGAAAUCGUCUAUAAAGAAAAAUGCCAGUCUAUAACAGUGUAUCAGGUUGUAUCCGGCUGUUGUUGAAUUGAUAUCGGUGAGUAUGGUAUUCGUGAGUAAAGCCACCUGACUUGUUAAUACAUUGAAUUAUGCUCAACAAAAAAACAAAACAAGUCAACAGCCAUACAGUCAUAGACAUCUUGUCCUUGAAAAACAUAUCUAUUUUAUAUAUCACUAUUUCACAGUGAUUUUUAAGUUAGAAUAAACAUCAAGCCUAUUAUAACAAAGGAGCAACAAAAUAGUGUUGCGAUAAUUUAUCGAAUAAGCAUGAUCGUUUUCUUUACGUACUAUGCGCGUUUCUUUGAGAUAUAUCACGUGUAUUUUUGGAACGUAUGUUUGGACAUAUCUGGUAAGUAUUGGACAGAUAACAUGGCAAUAAUUUCUCAUGUCGUAAGUAUUGAUAUUUUGUGAACAGAAAUCAAACAUUCUAUAUUUCUAGAGUUUUGCUUAACGCAUUGUAAAAAUAUGACAUUAUAACAUUGAUAAUGCUCUAUAAGGUUUGAAAUAGGAAUUGUUGCUUUUAUCUUCAAUAUUUUGCUUCAAGUUGAUUGUAACCUGGUUUCUUUUUUGAUAAUUUUUUUGAUAAAUUAUUCAAAUCAUCAUGCUUUAACCUAGUUAUAUAGUGUAAUGAUUAUUGAUUCACAUUACAUUGCCUAAAUUUACAUAUUAUCCAGAUGUUUCUUUUUCAUUGUAUGAUAAUGAUUUAUGAUUGUUUAUUUUUUUCCGAAACAUUUAAUACUGUUUUUAAACUUACCAACAAGUAUAUGUUGAUCAGAUAAAUUCAAAUCUUGUUGAACAGCCUUUAUUUAGCAUUAAGGUACAUCACUAACGUUGAACUGGUUUUAUUGGUGUUUUUUGUUGUUGUUUUUUUAAAUUAUCUACAAAAUAAGAAGAAAAAGAGAAAUGAAAGAAACAUCCUAAAUAACGUCAUCUGCCUUAUAAGGAAAAAAUCAAACGCAAAAUUGGAUAUCCAAUACAGCUGCAAUUCCUUCAGUAUUCACAGCAGCCACAAUUCUUUGUGCGGUGUGCAGCUUUACUCGUGUUCAUCGCAGCAACCUUUUCUUGGACAUUCAUCGCAGCAACCUUUCCUUGGACAUUCAUCGUAGCAGCAUUAACAGAAUCACCAAUACCAUGGACAUUCACUACAGCAGCAAUUUGUUGGACAUUCGUAACAGCAAUUAAAAUUAAAUCACCUCCUGAAAAUCAUGAUGAAGAGACUGGUCCCCAUCAAAACAGAUGGAUCUCUUGGAAUACUCAAACUUCUUUCAAUAUAUGGGAACAGUCUGCAAUAUUCCGAAUAAAUCAUGACAAUCAUCAGAGACAACAUCAUCACACGAAGGUUUCGGGCAAAAUAACCCACAAGUCAUUGUACAGCAGAAAAAAAAACAACUGUAGCCAUUCAGCCUAAUGGAGUCAGUUAACAAUAGACAAACUUGGGUACUGUUUUAAAAAACUAGUCGUACAUGUGUGGCGAAGAGCGUGCAAAUUGUACUCUGUUUUUAUAUGGCCAUACGAAAGACAUUAUAAAUCAUAAAGAUAUCCAAAAAUAGAUAAAAGGUUAACGUAUUGUGACAGUCAGAAACAAGCAAAUAUGGGAAACGUUUAUGGACUUUGAUACCUACCUUUGAAUAUAUAUUGUCGUGAAUACCAUAAACCACUGACAAUUAGAAUCAAGCUAGUAUGCGAUACUAGCAUGAGCUUUGAUCGACCGACUUAUAUUUCGUUGUGGAUAUUAAAUUAAAAGCUGAUAUGCUAUACGUUAAAAGACUUUUACACUUCAAUUACACAUGAAGCGCCAUUCACGUUUGUCGUUAUGAACAGAAUCACGUUGGAUAAUUUUCUUUUUUCCCAACAAUGCAAUAUUACAUUAACUAGAAUGUUUAUUUAUUUAAAAUAUGUUUUUAUCAGAUAAUAGUUGAUUGCAAUUUUAAACAUUCUUUAUUUGUAUUUAUCACUAAAUGUCAUACAGAAUAUCUAGAGUUUUUUAAUAUUAAAACCAUAUUAUUAUAAAUGAAUCAAAACGUUUAGUAUUUUUGAAGCAAACAAAAAAAAAACCAACCAUUUUUAUAUUGAUGUGUACAUAAAACUGUUCAGUAUAUAUGAAUUAAUUUCACUUCAGUUCUGGUACAUAGUGAUACUAAACAUUCGAAUGUCACAGUGUGCUGUUAAUCUGAAUUUCUCAACAACAACAAAAGAAAAAAAAACAAUUUGAAUAGGUGUCUCAUUUUUCAAAUGGUAAUUCAGUAUUAUAUUCUUUUGCUCAUUUUAAUGUUUGAAUAUGACAUAAACAUAUGAUACAAACUCCGAAAAGAAGAGUAACAAUUUGGUGAUUCCUUUGAGUUAGAUUUUUUUUUUUGUGUUUUUUUUUUUUGCUUUAAAGAUGAGAUGCAAGAAUAAAUGACAAAAGAUAACCUUAUUUCUAGUUUCGAUUUCUAAAAUGUUUGAACUACACAAUGUUUAUCCUGUUCUGUAUAUACGAAUUUUAAUCUCGUUUGUUUAUUAUUUUUUUUUACCUGAAUACUCAAUA